CUCCCUGCCCGGCCGGUGGUCCGGGCCGCCGCGAGGCUCCGCGCGCUGCCCCCUGUCGUCCCGCAGUGCCGUCGCCGCCCCCCGGGAGCUUAGCGGAGCCGCGGCGACGAGUUGGCGCGCGCGGCGGAGCCCGUGGAGCUGGCUUAGCGCCUCCGCCCCACCUUCCCGCACCCUGGGACCGGUCCAACGGGCGCUCCUCCAAGCGGAGCCUUGGAGGGCAAGGCCGGCACCAUUACCUCCAACGAGUGGAGCCCUCCUAACUCCCCUGAGGGGAGCAACGUCUCUGGGGGCAGUCAGGCGUUGGACAAGCCCAUUGACAAUGACGCAGAGGGUGUGUGGAGUCCGGACAUCGAGCAGAGCUUCCAGGAGGCCCUGGCCAUCUACCCGCCUUGUGGCCGGCGCAAGAUCAUCCUGUCAGACGAGGGCAAGAUGUACGGUCGGAAUGAGCUGAUUGCCCGCUACAUCAAGCUCCGGACAGGGAAGACGCGCACCAGGAAGCAGGUCUCCAGCCACAUCCAGGUGCUGGCUCGUCGCAAAGCCCGCGAGAUCCAGGCCAAGCUAAAGGACCAGGCAGCUAAGGACAAGGCCCUGCAGAGCAUGGCUCCCAUGUCGCCCGCCCAGGCCAUCUCCGCCACAGCCUUCCACAGUAAAAUGGCCCUCGCCCGGGGCCCAGGCCACCCAGCAGUCUCAGGGUUUUGGCAAGGAGCCUUGCCGGGCCAAGCCGGAACAUCCCAUGAUGUGAAACCGUUCUCUCAGCAAACCUACGCUGUCCAGCCUUCGCUGCCUCUGCCAGGGUUUGAGUCUCCUGCAGGACCCACCCCGUCGCCCUCAGCGCCCCCGGCACCCCCGUGGCAGGGCCGCAGUGUGGCCAGCUCCAAGCUCUGGAUGUUGGAGUUCUCUGCCUUCUUGGAACAGCAGCAGGACCCUGAUACGUACAACAAGCACCUGUUUGUGCACAUCGGCCAGUCCAGCCCAAGCUACAGUGACCCCUACCUCGAAGCCGUGGACAUCCGCCAGAUCUAUGACAAAUUCCCAGAGAAAAAGGGGGGACUCAAGGAGCUCUUUGAACGGGGACCUUCCAAUGCCUUUUUUCUUGUGAAGUUCUGGGCAGACCUCAACACCAACAUCGAGGAUGAAGGCAGCUCCUUCUACGGGGUCUCCAGUCAGUACGAGAGUCCGGAGAACAUGAUAAUCACUUGUUCCACCAAGGUCUGCUCUUUCGGCAAGCAGGUGGUAGAGAAAGUGGAGACAGAGUAUGCCCGCUAUGAGAACGGCCACUACUCAUACCGCAUUCAUCGAUCGCCGCUCUGCGAGUACAUGAUCAAUUUCAUCCACAAGCUGAAGCACCUGCCCGAGAAGUACAUGAUGAACAGCGUGCUGGAGAACUUCACCAUCCUGCAGGUGGUCACCAACAGAGACACGCAGGAGACGCUGCUGUGCAUUGCAUAUGUUUUUGAGGUGUCAGCCAGCGAGCACGGGGCUCAGCACCAUAUCUACCGGCUGGUGAAAGAAUAAGAGACUCAGGGAGCAGGGAGGGGGGAAGAGACUUUGUGUGUGCAGGGACACGGGGAGGGGAUCUGCAGGGGCCUGAAUUGCCAGGAGAGCCGAGAGGUCCUAACUUCCUAGCCAGGAACAAACUGAACCUGCAAUGCCCAACCCCAAAUAAACCCAAGAUGGUGUGUAUUUUCGGA
This is a messenger RNA of Callorhinus ursinus (northern fur seal), 1691 nucleotides long. The record is from RefSeq and is a predicted model, not a curated record. Lineage: Eukaryota; Metazoa; Chordata; Mammalia; Carnivora; Otariidae.